This is a messenger RNA of Salmo salar (Atlantic salmon), 2985 nucleotides long. It is a transcript of the gene cygb2, whose product is annotated as cytoglobin 2. Lineage: Eukaryota; Metazoa; Chordata; Actinopteri; Salmoniformes; Salmonidae. The record is from RefSeq and is a predicted model, not a curated record. Gene Ontology annotation, biological process: oxygen transport. Gene Ontology annotation, molecular function: oxidoreductase activity; iron ion binding; heme binding.
UCUCUUUUCUCUCCACCUCUCUCUCCCACUCCCUCCGUCAUUCCAUCAGGUCCUCACAAACACAGAAGGUCAGAGAGAAGAGAGCUCCCGUACCAGAGAAGGAAAGAAACAAAGAAACGGAGGAAGAGAGAAAGAGUGAGGGGAAUAAAAAAAAUAAGUGGUAUUAACAGUGGAGGACAAGUUUUGGAGGAGAGGAGAGCAAAGGGAGAGAGGGGAGGUUUGGGUGGGGGGUGGGUAGCGUACAAGGCUGCUCCGUCUGUCUCCUCCAUCCCUCCGUCUCCGUCGCCGUGGGUUCACAGCUCUCCCUCUCCCUCCCCCCCUCCCUCACUCCCUACCUCCCCCGCUCGCUGCUGGCGGGAGCCUCCGAGCUGCUGCGGCGGAGGUCGUCUCGGAUGGAGUCGCCGAGAGACGUAGGAGGAGAGACGAUGGAGCAUGGGGAGCGGCCUGAGCGGGCCGAGCCGCUGACCGAUGCCGAGCGGGAGAUCAUCCAGAACACCUGGGUACACGUCUACGAGAACUGCGAGGACGUGGGCGUGUCGGUCCUCAUAAGGUUCUUUGUGAACUUCCCAUCGGCCAAGCAGUACUUCAGCCAGUUUCAGGACAUGGAUGACCCAGAGGAGAUGGAGCGCAGUGUCCAGCUGAGGCACCACGCCCGCCAGGUGAUGGGCGCCAUCAACAAGGUGGUGGAGAACCUCCACGACCCAGAGAAAGUGUCCUCUGUUCUGGCUCUGGUGGGCAAGGCGCAUGCUGUCAAACACAAGGUGGAGCCUAUGUACUUUAAGAUCCUGUGUGGUGUAAUGCUGGAGGUGUUCUCGGAGGACUUCCCAGAAUUCUUCACGGCAGAAGUGCAAAUGGUGUGGACCAAACUGAUGGGGGCGGUGUACUGGCAUGUGACGGGCGCCUACACAGAGGUUGGCUGGGUGCAGCUCUCCAGCUCGGCAGUGUGAGGGGCGAUAGCAGGGGAGAUUUUUAGGGCUGAGACUGUUCAUAGAGUAUCUUUUUGUGUUCAACUUUUGGGGGAGUCUUUCCCCUCUCCCUGCUGACUCAUUGUGUGUACUUUACUGAAUAGCCCCUGAGGUGUUGUCUGUUUAGCCCCUGAGGUGUUGUCUGUAUAGCCCCUGAGGUGUUGUCUGUAUAGCCCCGGAGGUGUUGUCUGUAUAGCCCCGGAGGUGUUGUCUGUAUAGCCCCUGAGGUGUUGUCUGUAUAGCGUACAGUAAGUGAGCGUGUGUAUUCUCUUAUACCCUCAUCCAACACUCAUUGUAGUAUUGUAAAUCUCCAAUGUUUUCAAGGGAACUAAGGACUCCAUUUUAGGGAGUUUUGUUGCUCACUGAAAGUAUGCCACUUUGGAUUCCCAAACACACCCUGUCUCUUUCCAUGCCCAUCUCAUGCACUAUACAAACACACCCAUCUGCUAACACCCUGUCCAUACGGCAAAUGGCUAUUUAAAUGUAUAAACAGUUUCAAAGUGAUGGGAUAAAGCCACAGGCUGACAGACCACUGUUAAGGUGUCAUCUCCGACUUUAUAAGCAUGCAUGCACGAGCACACACACAAACACACACAUACACCACUCUGCCGACUUUGACCACCCAUAUGCUAAUAUUUACGGAGCAUUUACUUGGUUUACAUUUCCUCAUUAAACUCUCCAUUAAGGGUUUAAGAAACUGACUCCGGAGGUCUCUGGAAAUACAACGGACCCUUUGAAGCAGCAUCAGUGUAUCUUUCACCUCUGAACCACUAGGGUAAGGAAAAAUAUUCAUAUCGACCAUAUCUGGUAUACUAAGCACUCUACAACCCUACCAACAGUUCUAGACACUUUGGUACAGUUUAAACCAUGUUGGGUUGGCAUGUACAAUACGAUACCACAAGUUGGAGCCCUGCUCCCGACUUUUCCCCUGAAUACACUACAAAUGGAUUUUGAAUGUCAGUUUAGAUCCAAUCUCCUCUGUGUCUCUGAUGGUAACUCCUGCGCUCUGGUCCCUCUCAGCUUUGUCAUUUACCAUUAAUGAGGAAGUAAUGUGGCUCCGCUCUUCCUCUUCUGAUCAUUCAUCAAAUAUCUCCCCUACUCUCUCAUCCUUUCUUUCCUCUGGCCAAAUGCUGAGAGAAAACGUCCCUCUAUCUGCUUUGCUACCAUGGCUAUUUGGCUAAUAAUAUAAUUCUACUCAUAUUCUACUGCCUUCUCCUUUGUUGUUCCUUUGGAGGCCAGCAGUAAAGUUACAAGAUCAAGAAUAUACAGUAGGCUUAUAUGGCUGAUAAAUAACCGCCACAGGAAGUCGAGCUAAUACAAUAUGACAAACUCAUUCAGCAAGAGACCAGUGGCUGUAGAUGAGAGGAAAUGAGGUGGAUUACUGUAGAAGUUGUUGUCUAUAAUAAAUUAUCUCUCCCAUUACACCUUCAGUACAAUACACUCACCAGUCUCACACUGUUAGCAAAACAUUUCACAUCAGAUCUUGAGUACAAACCCGUUAGAGGUCAGCCUCCUCUGUUCCUCUGAGUAGCUCGGGGUGGAGGAGUAUUUGUGUUGGGCGUGAGCUGCCCCGACAGGUUGUUUUAUUAAACAUGUCACCCAUAAUUCACAAAAUGGCUGCAUAAUCUUUUUUUCUCCCUUCAGCUGUAAGCUCUUACCCUCCAUCUGCAGAGUUUUCCUCCCUGACACUCUCGUGAACACACAGGCACGCACGCACACACACACACACACACACACACACCAUAUACUACAUCUGGGACUUCUUGUUGUGAAUUAUUGUUUUUUUUGUCAGUGAGUUUUAAAGCUUGGACUUUAUAUUUUUCUAAAUAUAUAAAACAAAAUAAUUAUCUGUAUAUGUAUUUGGAAUACUUUAUAUAACUAUGAUUAUAUACAUUUGUUGACUGGGGGAGUGGGAGUGGUUUUGUGCUUAGCAUGUUUGCACAGCCUACUACAGACUUGUAGCUUUGCAGACCUGGUGAAAUUAACUAUCAAUGACUAUCAAUAAAGUGAUAAUUACCUA